Messenger RNA from Dendronephthya gigantea, 1255 nucleotides. RefSeq lists its product as uncharacterized. Bases 452 to 1228 code for a protein of 258 amino acids. Lineage: Eukaryota; Metazoa; Cnidaria; Anthozoa; Malacalcyonacea; Nephtheidae. The record is from RefSeq and is a predicted model, not a curated record. The transcript is spliced from 5 exons.
AUCUAAAGGUAGGGCAUGUAAAAGCUGUGUGGCGGACUAUUAUUGACUGAGGCAAAUUUAUCAAGCCUUCUUUUGAGCUAAGAGUUUAAGAUAGAUAGCCGUUGUACUUAGGUCUUUUACAAUGUUAUAUGCCAAUAUGGGAUAAAUGCUAGUGUGGGACUUUCAGUGAAGCUUUAUAUAACAGUCCUUAACCUUGAAAGGAAGACAUAUUUGACUUUUCAGAACCAUGUAGCAAGUCUGAUGGAUGAAGUGAUAACUGAUAAACGAUAAUGCCAUGAUUGCCAUCGGACUUGCACUAUUCAACUUGACAGGAGGGAGGGCAUGGAUAAAAAUAAUUCAAUCACGUGAUACUAAACGUGAGCAGUGCUACUGAGUACUGAACAAGGCGGGGUUUUUUAAACGGACAAUUUUCAAAUUUUACUGGCAAAGAAAUAUAGAAUAAUCAUUCUUUAUGGCUGGUAUAUUGGCUGAGGUAGACCAACCAAAUUACCCUUGGUCUUGGUCCGAGGCUGACCAGAAAGCUGAUAAACUGGAAGUGGGAACCAGGGUCUGGGCUGAGUGGGAUAAAAAUGAGUUUUAUAGAGGGACGGUGAAAAUUAUUCGAGGUGAUGAUGUAACGGUUCUUUUUGAUGAUGGGUAUUCAAGGAUGUAUAAGGCCUCUUCAGAAGAAUUCAGUGAGUCGAUUGUCAUCGAUUCCGAAAUAAGAAAAAACCAAACGCCUGAAAUUAAAGAAGGUGACUAUCUGUUAGUGCCAAUUAACGACAGCAAAGGCGAAGUAAUGCAGAAAGGCGUCGUUACUAUUGUUGGAAAAGUGUUCUUCACACUAAAUUUACUGCCGGAUCUAGCGAAGAAGAGAGUGCGAAAAAGAAGUACAGCUCUGAGGCUGUUCAAUAAAAAAGCGGGUGAAACUGCCGAAGUGAAGUUUAAAAAAGAACUUGACGACAGCGUUGAGAUUUUAAAGGUUGUUAAAGGAUUGGAAUCAUUGGAUCCUUAUGGUCAAAUUGAAAACGACGAUUUACCUGAUGCUCUCUCCCCAGAGGUCUUGUGGGAUCAUGGGGAUCUGAUCGAUUUCACAUCGCCCGGCGAGAACAUCAACUGUAGCUCUAGUUUUGUUUUCACCCCCCCGUAUGAUAUGACGAUCGGUUUAUCAAUGGAUCCACUGGCAAGAAAGACAAUCCCACAAACCUCGACACCUGUCAUGUUCAAUAUCUCUAGUAAUGGCGACUAGAUGUAAAAUUGUCUCGGUAAUGAAAGA